CUGCCUUUAUUUUUGGCUGACUGAUGAAAAUGAAUGUUUUUUAAAGUAGGAAAUGCCAAAAAAAAAAACCGGAGGGAGGGGGGAAAUCACAACAAUUCUGCGAAAAAAGAUCAGCAAUAGAUGAUAGGGAGAGAGCAGGGUGCUCCCCAGAGAAGUUCUCUGGGUUUUUGAGUAAUGAUUGAAGAUCUUUGGAUAGAGCCCUUCCAUUAGAACAGGUUCCAAAUGUUGACCCACUUUUAGGAGAGACAUAAAAUUGAUGGCCCAAAGAUGGCCAAAAGUUGAUUGAACACAUUCCCAGAACUCCAGCUCCACUCUUCUCGCAGAUCUUAUCUUUUGGUAUUUUUUUGGGUAUAAAACAGACCACACACCCAGAGAACCCAAACAGUUGUCCAACAUGAAGCCCAGUGUGCAAAUAUUCGUUCUUUUGUGCCUCUCCUGUGCCCUGAUCGAUGCCCGUCUCUCGGGUCUGCGUCGGGUCCAUGGCUCUGGUCGCAGUGCCUUGGAGGAGCCACAGAUUGUGAUUUUCUCCUCCCAGGGAGAGCCCAUCAAGCGGUCGGACGACGAAGAAGUCACCUUCCAGGAGCCACAAAUCAUCGAAGCCGAAACCGAGGCAGAGAAAGACAGUCGCAAGGUCCCAGACUAUCUGUACUCCAAUUCCAUGCCGCUGGUCAACGAUCAGAAUGUCAAGUAUGUGGUGCCCCAAGUGGCCGCCUAUCCUGUGGCCUAUGGCCCCUCGAUCGUCACCAAUCGCAACGGCAAUGGCAUCCAGAAUCAGAACCAAAACCGCAUCAAUCCGGGUCUGUCCUAUGUGAUGGUGCCACGGGUCCAGCUUGGGUUCAAUCUCCAGGGACAAUCGGGCUUCAACUGGCCCAACCUGAAUCUCCUGAAUCCCUCUUCGGGUGGCGAUUCUGCUGCCGAGAAGGAGGAACCUUUGGGUCCCACUGCCUACAUUCCCAUUCCAGUGCCCGGGCCACCGGGUCCCCCGGGGCCGCCUGGCCCGCCCGGCAUGCGUGGCCCUACCGGACCCACGGGUCCGCGUGGUCACCGAGGCCCUCCGGGCGAAUCUCAGCCCCAGAAGCCCUCCCACAAUACCCCGCAGAGCAUUUGGUACACGCAGUCGAGCAGCAAUCAUAAUAAUAAUAACAAGCCGCAAUAUUCUGAACACUUUUCGAAUGGUUAUCAAAGUUAA
Messenger RNA from Drosophila pseudoobscura, 1189 nucleotides. RefSeq names its product collagen alpha-1(XVII) chain. The transcript is spliced from 2 exons. The coding region runs from base 395 to 1189 and encodes 264 amino acids. The record is from RefSeq and is a predicted model, not a curated record. NCBI's taxonomy places the organism in Eukaryota, Metazoa, Arthropoda, Insecta, Diptera, Drosophilidae.